Molecule: messenger RNA, 382 nt
Organism: Staurois parvus
Lineage: Eukaryota; Metazoa; Chordata; Amphibia; Anura; Ranidae
Source: the annotation of a GenBank genome assembly
CAGUUAUGGACACUGAUAGGUGGCACUGAUGGGCAUUGACAGGCAUCACUGAGGGCACUGAAAGGCAGCACUGAUAUAUGACACUGGUAGGUGGCACUGACUGGCACUGAUGGGUGACACUGAAAGGCCGCUCAGAUGGCAUUGAUAUGUGGCAUUGAUGUGGCACUGAAGGGCACUGGCAGGUGGCAUGGAUGAGCACUGAGAGCUGGCACUGAUGGACACUGACAGGUGGCACUGCUGGGGCUACACAGAUCAUCAGGGCACACUGAUCAUCAGUGCUCUGAUGAUCAGUGAACAUGUCCCCUCCGAGGGAUGCCAAUUACCGGCUCUCCUCUCCUCUGUCAGCAGGGGACAUGUACAGUGCGCCCUGAUGAUCAGUGUA